Messenger RNA from Conger conger (European conger), 3409 nucleotides. It is a transcript of the gene spata20, whose product is annotated as spermatogenesis associated 20. The transcript is spliced from 16 exons. The record is from RefSeq and is a predicted model, not a curated record. The coding region runs from base 208 to 2658 and encodes 816 amino acids. NCBI's taxonomy places the organism in Eukaryota, Metazoa, Chordata, Actinopteri, Anguilliformes, Congridae. Gene Ontology annotation, biological process: carbohydrate metabolic process.
ACUACGUAUGUGCGGGGAGACGUUGGUGUACUACUAAAAAGAAGGUUAAAUUUAGUUCAUCGUUAUUUAAUGUUGUGCUGUAACUAUUGCAUCGUGUUGAUUACCUCACAGAGCCAUCGAGUGACCAGACUACGCAUUUUGAUAAAAUGUGCUAGUUGUAGUGACUCAGCAGUCCUGCACUGAUCACAAGGGGCACAUUAGAUUAAGAUGUUAAGACUGACCUGGGCACGGGCGCAGUCAACUAACAGACGUACAAUAAAGUCCGGCUUCUCUUGCGAUCUAUUCAGAUUAGAAAGGACGCCAACAACAUCAGAAUACAGCAGAGGCAUUGGACACACACCUGUAGCACUUCGCAAGCCCCCUUCCGUGCGUAGUCUAAGGACACCCCACAGCCGUCUCAGGAGCGCUUGGAGAGCCAGUUUCAGCAUGGCAUCUGGAGGUGAAGGGAGGAGCAGCUCUCCGGCAUCUCCCGUCAAACAGAGCAACCGCCUGGCCCUAGAGCGGUCCCCCUACCUUCUGCAGCAUGCAUACAACCCUGUGGACUGGUUCCCAUGGGGACAGGACGCAUUUGACAAGGCAAGGAAGGAAGACAAGCCCAUUUUUCUGUCAGUGGGCUACUCCACCUGUCACUGGUGUCACGUGAUGGAGAGGGAGUCAUUUGAGGAUGAGGAGAUUGGCAAGAUCCUCAGCGAUAACUUUGUCUGUAUCAAGGUGGACAGGGAGGAGCGGCCUGAUGUUGACAAGGUGUACAUGACAUUUGUGCAGGCAACCAGUGGGGGAGGAGGAUGGCCAAUGAGUGUGUGGCUCACCCCUGACCUUCGACCAUUCAUUGGCGGCACCUACUUCCCACCGAGAAACACUGGUCUUAGGCCUGGGUUCAAAACCAUACUAAUGCGAAUUUCAGAGCAGUGGCGCAGUAACAGAGCAGCUCUGGAGUCGAGUGGGGAGCGAGUCAUCGAGGCGCUGAAGAAAAGCAGCACUAUCGCAGCCGGCGCAGAGGACUUGCCCCCUCCCGCCAUCACCGUCGCCAGGAGGUGCUUCCUCCAGCUGGCUAACUCUUAUGAAGAAGAGUACGGGGGCUUUAGUGAUAUGCCCAAAUUCCCUACUCCAGUGAACCUGAUGUUCCUCAUGACAUUCUGGGCCGUUAAACACUCCACUGUGGAGGGGGCUGAGGCUCUCCGGAUGUCCCUUCACACCCUGCGGAUGAUGGCGCUCGGGGGCAUUCACGACCACGUGGGGCAGGGCUUCCACCGGUACUCCACUGACUCCUCCUGGCACGUUCCCCAUUUUGAGAAGAUGCUGUACGACCAGGCGCAGCUGGCAGUGGCCUACAUCACCGCUUAUCAGGUGUCGGGGGAGCGCUUCUUUGCAGAUGUGGCCCAGGACGUGCUGCGCUACGUCUCGCGGGACCUGAGCGACAAGUCGGGGGGCUUCUACAGUGCGGAGGACGCUGACUCCCUCCCCACAGCUGAGUCCAGUGAGAAGAAAGAGGGGGCCUUCUGUGUGUGGACCGCAGGGGACAUCAGGAGCCUGCUGGGGGAGCCAGUGGAGGGGGCCACCGGAGUGGCCACACAGGCCGAUGUCUUCAUGCACCACUAUGGUGUGAAGGAACAAGGCAACGUGUCACCUCAGCAGGACCCUCACGGGGAGCUCCAGGGGCAGAACGUGCUAAUCGUGCGCUAUUCCGCCGAGCUUACCGCCACUCGGUUCGGCCUGAGUGUGGAGAAGACCGAGGAGGUGCUGGCCGCCGGCAGGGAGAAGCUGGCUCAGGUCCGCAAGGGCCGCCCGCCCCCUCACCUCGAUACCAAGAUGCUGGCCUCCUGGAACGGACUGAUGCUCUCUGGGUUUGCACGGGUGGGCGCUGUCCUGGGGGACCGGGCGCUGGUGGAGCGGGCGGAGCAGGCAGCCCAGUUCCUGAGGGAGCACCUGUGGGACGAGGCUGAGCAGAGACUCCUCCACUCCUGCUACCGCGGGGAGGAGAUGCAGGUGGAGCAGAUUGCGUCUCCUAUCUCUGGCUUCCUGGAUGACUAUGCGUUUGUGGUGAGCGGGUUGCUGGAUCUGUAUGAGGCCACUCUGAGCCCCCGCUGGCUGCAGUGGGCGGAGGAGCUUCAGCUGCAGCAGGACGCGCUCUUCUGGGACGGCCAGGGCAGCGGCUACUUCAGCAGCGACCCCAACGACCCCACCCUGCUGCUGGCUCUCAAACAGGACCAGGACGGAGCGGAGCCCAGUGCUAACUCUGUGUCCGCCCUGAGCCUCCUGCGUCUGUCCCAGUACACGGGCAGGCAGGAGUGGGCCCAGCGCUCACAGCAGCUGCUGGCCGCCUUCUCCGACCGGCUGACCAAGGUGCCCAUCGCCCUGCCCGACAUGGUGCGCAGCCUCCUGCCCCAGCACUUCACGCUCAAACAGAUCGUUAUCUGUGGUGAGCCUGACGCCGAAGACACAGCCCGUCUCAUCGCCUGCAUCAACUCCCUCUACCUUCCCCACAAAGUCCUGAUGCUGGCAGAUGGCGACACAGACGGCUUCCUGUACAAGCGGCUGCCCCUGCUGUCCUCCCUCCGGCCUCUGGAGGGCAGAGCCACGGCUCACGUGUGCCAGAACUUCACCUGCGCCCUCCCGGUCACCUGCCCCGAGGAGCUGAGGAGGCUGCUGACGGAAUGAGGGUUCCUGCAGAACUGGGCACGCUCCGCGCUACUGCUUCCCUCAGCGCCUGUAGGAGCGCCACUGCCACCAGGACAGCUCAGGCUCCCCUCCUUCCUGUUAGCGACUCUACCUGUUUAAGUACACUCUCAGAAACAAAGGUCCAAAAAGUGCCAAAGAAGGCUACCAAAGCUUGUCCGUACCUCUUGCCAUUGGAUUAAUAAUUCAUCCCUACCUUUUUUGAUGGUAAAAAUGCUUAUUUCUACCAAAAAGAACAGUAUUGUACCUUUCAGGGUACAUUUGGGAAAUUAGUUCCUUAAAGAAUUGAAAAUGUACCUCCACUCUAUCCCUUAUUUCUGAGAGUGUAGACUGUGCGGUGGUGGUUUGUGAAUUGCAUGGUGUGAAUUGUGCCGUUAGUGAGAUGACCCCAGGUUCCCGGUCAGCCGGUUGCGGGGCUGCGCUGUGCCCUCGUGUGUCUCCCUGUGCCAGCGGUAGGAGCCCAGUCCCAGUGGUGGCGCCGUGUCAGAGCGAAUGAGCGCCAGAAGACGCUGAGGACCCUCGCUCGCUUCCGGCCAGGGACUGCUCCGGCCAGCUGUCACUGCUCUGGUCUGACCGGAGCUCAAAGUGCUGCCUCUGCUAAUCUCUCCCUUCCUCACGGCGCGGAAUUACUUUCUGCGCUGUUAGCAGCAAAUGCAGUAUAACAUCAAUGCUAUGAAUACAUAUAUAUAUAUAUAUAUUAGUCCAUAAGCAUAAUAAAAAGCUUUUAAAGAGU